Molecule: messenger RNA, 1292 nt
Organism: Doryrhamphus excisus (bluestripe pipefish)
Lineage: Eukaryota; Metazoa; Chordata; Actinopteri; Syngnathiformes; Syngnathidae
Source: RefSeq, a predicted model, not a curated record
UCAACACUUACUUUGAAACGAUGGGAUGAGAGAAUUCAUUUUGUGACCCCAUAAAAGGUGAGUAUGUCCAACCAUAAAGCAAUAGAAUUGCAGGAAUUGCUGUGUGCAGAGUAAGCAGUGUCAGAGUCCACUAACCUGAUCCUUGAAUGGGAGAUGAGUGUCAGACCUCCACGCUGAGAGAAGCACCUCCAUCACUCCCUCCUUCUCCGGUCACCAUGGCCCCAGGCAAGACGCUGAAGCUGGCCGUCUACGAGCUGCUGCAGUUCGUCGGCCUCGGUGCCACCGUGCUGGUCGUCAUGGAGAGGUUCGCCCGCAUCGUGAGCGACACGAAAGGCAGCGACAACACAACCUACUGGCUGGUGGUGGCUAUCUCUGUGGCCUAUGUGACCUCCGCGGCCUUGCUGGUGUGGGUGCCACUCAAAUACCACAUCUUGAAGAGGAGGAGACUGAUGGACAAGAUCACACACUGGAGGCCAACAGCGUUGGUGUAUGUCAUCUUGUGCACGUUACCGUGCUUCGCUAUUUUGAUAGCCAGCUCGCAGGUACAAGUCAACUCGGGCGUGAGACUCGACCACUUUGCCGAGUUGCCGGUCUCCUUGGUGAUGUUCUCCCUCAUCUGUGUGGACCUGGUGGAGAGGAUACGACCCUGCAGUCUGCUUGGACAAGCAGACAGUCUGGACCUGACCUUUGACCUGCCAGGUCCAGUCCUGACCCACCUGGAACCAGUCAGCUCUGUCUCCAGCCAGCUGCCUUCCGAUGAAGCCCAGCAAAAUGGCGCCCCAGCGAGGCAAGCGGAUCCCGGGAACAAGACCGUCGCACCUCGCGUGAGGCAUGACAUGGGCGUCCGCUCCACGCCACUCAGCUCCAGAGCGUCUAGCACCGCCUACUUGUACUCUUCCUCGUCCUCACACCCACUAGGCUUCCUGAGGAGGAAGGACGCAAGGUCGGAGGUGUUUGUGGAUUGUUUCCUGUUCUGGUUCGAUACCGUGGAGAUGGUGCGGGUGUCCAGCCAGCCAGAGAUCUUCUACUCACCUUGGGUGUACCCCAUCUUUAUUCUGGCCUUCCUGUCCACCCUGCGCAUGGUCCUCCCCCCUCACAGCCCCUGGUUACCUUCAGCCGGGGUGGCCCUGCAGGACCUGCCCUUCUUCAUCCUGCGUGUGGCGCUCAUUACGGUUUUUGGACUGGUCACGCCCAUCUUGUACCUGCUGAAGAACGCUCUGGUCAGCCUGGCCUUCUUCUACUUCGUCUUCAUGACCAAGAUGAAGAUUUUUAAGAGGCAGAGCAUGUUUUGA